Zootoca vivipara (common lizard) is the source of this 838-nucleotide messenger RNA. RefSeq names its product pulmonary surfactant-associated protein A-like. Lineage: Eukaryota; Metazoa; Chordata; Lepidosauria; Squamata; Lacertidae. Gene Ontology annotation, cellular component: multivesicular body. The record is from RefSeq and is a predicted model, not a curated record.
GACCCAUUUAGCGCUUCUGUAGUAUUCGGUGUUGGAAGAAGAAGGAUGCCUUCAUCCCAGUUGGUUCAUAUCCUCGUGGCAGCAGCUGCUCUGCUUUUACCCGGUGAUGCUCAGCAAACAUGUCCACAACUUAUAGGUCCUCCAGGUCCUCCUGGACACCCUGGUCUGCAAGGGUUAAAGGGCAGACAAGGCGAGAAGGGAGAUCAUGGGAUACCAGGUCUGUCUGCAUCAGAGGAUCCUAAACUGCAAGGUGACCUUAAGGAAAUCAAAUACAGAAUCACCAUCAUAGAAAGAGCCUUAGCUUUGAGUGGAAAGAUUGUAACAGUUGGCAGUAAAGUGUUUGCCAGCACUGAAAAAACAGCUGAUUUUAACAAUUCAGUAAGAAUCUGCAAAGCAGCCCAUGGCACCAUUGCUUCUCCGACAAACAAGAAGGAAAAUGAUGCUAUUAUGAGCUUUGUUAAAUCCUUUAACACAUAUGCUUACCUGGGCAUUACUGAGGGGCAUGUUCCUGGGGAAUUUCAGUACCUGAACGGGAAGCCCCUGAAUUAUACGAACUGGUAUGAAAAUGAGCCCACAGGGAAAGGGGCAGAAAAAUGUGUUGAAAUGUACACUGAUGGCACCUGGAAUGAUAAACGGUGCGAUGUGUACCGCCUCACUGUCUGCGAGUUUUAAACUGAGCUGUCAUAGAUCUGAAUAAAGGGUGUUGGGUGUGGGGCUUUUUAAGGUUCUAUGUAAUUGUGGGUUAUAGCAACUAAUCAGAUAUGUAACUUGAUAAGUCUGUGAUUUUUUUUUUUUCUGCGUUCAAGAAGGGAAAUCAAUAAAAGCACAAUGCAUUGCU